AUGUUAAACAUAAAAGAGUUGAUGAUGGUGAAAACUAUUAUUCAGAUUAUCCAGGGUCCUUCUGAUCUUUCUCAUUCUACCAAUUUAAAGGUUAUGUUUAAUCAAAAAGAAGAUUCUAUCACAUGUAGUUGCAUGCUUUACAUUAAAAAAGGAUUCUUAUGUCGCCAUAUUUUUUAUGUUUUUAAUAUCAAGGAGAUUGAUAUAAUACCAUCAAAGUACAUAUUGAAGCGUUGGUGGAAAGAUAUCAUUCAUCUUGAACUCUUGAGACAAACAUUUUCAAAUUAUGGAAAUGAAAGUAAAAUGAUUCAAGAUGCUUUUAUUACUUUUGGUUCAAUUGUUAACAAAUUAGCAAAAGAGGAGGAUGUGUUGAGCAAUUUUCUGAGUAAUCUUCAAGAAUAUUUGAGUGAAUUUAAUAAAUGUGGUUCAUCAAUGUCAUCAUGUAGUAAAUAUACACAUAUGACAUCUUUACGUGGAGCUUCAGUACCUAAUACUAUUAAUUUUAAAAAUCCAGAAGUUAAUACAGACAAGGGUACUGGGAAAGAUUCAUCAGCAAUAAAUAAAAGUCAACUAAGGCGUCGAAGAAGCGAUUAA
Lactuca sativa (garden lettuce) is the source of this 591-nucleotide messenger RNA. RefSeq names its product protein FAR1-RELATED SEQUENCE 1. NCBI's taxonomy places the organism in Eukaryota, Viridiplantae, Streptophyta, Magnoliopsida, Asterales, Asteraceae. Gene Ontology annotation, molecular function: zinc ion binding. The record is from RefSeq and is a predicted model, not a curated record.